AUGGAAAAAAGCACGAAUGAACAAGGUAGCAGGCCUACGUCUGUCGACGCGCAACCACGGAGCAACAGCCACGUAUCGCUUGUGCAGGAAGCAGUCGAGAAAAACGAACCAAUUGGAGCAGAAUUGUCGAAAGUUGCCUCCAUGACGCCAGCCAGUCCCUUUGCCAUCUUUGCCAUUUUCACCGGUCUGGCAUUCAUGAUUAUCUGCAUUGCCCUGGUGCGUUCCAAACUCCCUGCAGUACUUUUCACACUCUUGUCUUCUGACAACAUCCCAAUGUUUUUCCAGGAUCGAUCGAUUGUUGCCACCGCCAUCCCCAAAAUCACAUCCGAGUUCCACUCGCUGCCCGACGUGGGCUGGUACGGCUCGGCGUACCUCAUGGCCACCUGCUGCCUGCAGCUCUUCUUUGGCAAGCUCUACGCCGAGUUCCAGGUCAAGUGGGUAUUUCUGUCCGCGCUCGUCCUCUUCGAGGUCGGAUCGGUCAUUUGCGCAGCCGCGUCCAGCUCCGUCGUCCUGAUUGUCGGCCGGGCUGUGGCGGGAGCGGGCUGCGCUGGCCUCUACUCCGGUGCUUUUAUUUUGAUUCGUUUCUUUAUCCCAGUGAAUGAGCUGCCCAAAUACACGGGCGCACUGGGUGGCAUGGGUGGUAUUGCGCAGACUAUCGCGCCAACGCUGGGAGGUGUUUUUACCGACAAGGCAACGUGGAGAUGGUGUUUCUGGAUCAACCUACCCAUCGGCGGCAUCACCUUUCUCGUGAUCCUCUCGCUCGUCAAAAUCCCGGCCGAAAGCAAAGUCAACAAGACUCACAGCCUCAGCGACUUUAUUUCUCGCUUCGAUCUCAUCGGCACGCUCGUCUUCAUCCCCACCAUAAUCUGCCUGCUACUGGCGCUGCAGUGGGGAGGCGUCAAGUAUGCCUGGGGCUCAUGGCGCAUCAUCCUUCUCCUCACCCUCUUCUCUGUGCUUCUUGUCGUGUGGGUGGCCUCGCAGUAUCUGCAGGGCGACAAGGCAACGGUGCCUCUGUCCAUCAUAAAGCAGCGUUCACUUGCCGGUGGUAUCUUGUUCGUCUUUUGCUACUUUGCCGCCUUCUUCAUCACGACAUACUAUGUGCCGAUCUGGUUUCAGGCUGUGCGCACCGUGUCGGCUUACACGUCUGGCAUCAACAUGUUGGCCGCGAGCGCUGCCAUGUCAGUCGCCGUCAUCAGUUCUGGAUUUAUUGUUUCCAAAGUCGGAUACUAUGUGCCAAGCAUGAUUGCUUCCGUGGUUGUUUUGUCAAUCGGCUCCGGUCUGGUGUAUACGUUUGAUCGACACACAAGCACUGUGAAAUGGGCCGCGUCACUUGUCGUCACUGGUCUAGGAGUAGGUUUAGGCAUCCAGCAGCCCAUCAUCGCCGCGCAGACUAUCUUCAAAGGCCCUGAGCUCGCCAUUGCCACGAGCGUCCUGAUAUUCCUGCAGAGUCUGUCCGGCACGGUGUUUCUGUCCGUCGCUCAAAACGUGUUCGAGGGCAAGGUGCAACGUGUCAUCCAGCAUACACUCCCUGGUGUCGACGCUGCAGACGUGCUGGGUGUGGGUGCUUCAGACCUUGGGGCAGCCAUGAAGAAGAAGUACCCCGACCAGGUGGAUGCCAUCUUGGACUCUUACAACGCCGGCCUUCAAACUGUUUUUCUGAUGGGUGUCGUCUUUGCCUGUGUUAGUAUAGUUGCCAUUCCGUUGAUGGAGUGGCGCAGUGUGAAGAGGAAGGAAGAGGUCGCUCCGAAGCCGGCGCAAAACGCCGAGGGUGCGUCGGACACUGAAAAGGCGGCGUGA
This is a messenger RNA of Akanthomyces muscarius, 1797 nucleotides long. RefSeq lists its product as uncharacterized. The transcript has 7 exons. Gene Ontology annotation, molecular function: transmembrane transporter activity. Bases 1 to 1797 code for a protein of 598 amino acids. Gene Ontology annotation, biological process: transmembrane transport. Lineage: Eukaryota; Fungi; Ascomycota; Sordariomycetes; Hypocreales; Cordycipitaceae. The record is from RefSeq and is a predicted model, not a curated record.